Molecule: messenger RNA, 871 nt
Organism: Corapipo altera (White-ruffed manakin)
Lineage: Eukaryota; Metazoa; Chordata; Aves; Passeriformes; Pipridae
Product: SH3 and multiple ankyrin repeat domains protein 3-like
Exons: 4
Cellular component (GO): dendritic spine; postsynaptic density; postsynaptic membrane
Molecular function (GO): ionotropic glutamate receptor binding; synaptic receptor adaptor activity
Source: RefSeq, a predicted model, not a curated record
GGGGGCCCGGUGGGCAGCAGGGUGAUCCAGGCAGCCGGGGCUUUCCUCCUCCUCCUCCUCCUCCUCCACGCUGAGGGAAAGUAGCUUUUCAUCUUUUUUUCAUUCUGACUUUGGGCAAAAGGGAGGGGAGGGGAAGCAGCUUGAGCCCAACUCCCCGCUGAGAUGAGACGGUGGAUGAGAAGAGGUCUCCUUGUCACAGGCACAAAGGCCACCUCCGCCUGGCAGCAUGGUGCUGAAAUCUAACCCUGGCAUCAUUCUCUUGUGCUCUUUCCUGCCCAGUGACUACAUCAUUGAGGAGAAGACGGCCGUGCUGCAGAAGAGGGAGCAUGAGGGAUUCGGGUUUGUAUUGCGAGGGGCCAAAGCUGAAACCCCGAUCGAGGAGUUCACCCCCACCCCGGCCUUCCCAGCGCUCCAGUACCUGGAAUCAGUGGACGUGGAAGGAGUUGCUUGGAGAGCGGGGCUGCGCACGGGGGACUUUCUGAUCGAGGUGAAUGGUGUGAACGUGGUGAAGGUGGGGCACAAGCAGGUGGUGUCCCUGAUCCGGCAAGGGGGGAACCACCUGGUGAUGAAGGUCGUGUCCGUCAGCCGCAAGCCGGAGUCGGAGGAAGUGGUUCGGAAGAAGGCUCCGCCGCCUCCCAAGAGAGCGCCCAGCACCACCCUGACGCUGCGGUCCAAGUCCAUGACGGCCGAGCUGGAGGAGCUGGGUAAGGGCGGGGGGCUCUGCCGGGCACGGGGGGCUCUGCUGGGCACGGGGGGCGUGGGGAGCCGGGGCCGGAGCUCUCCUGGUGCCCGUUUUCCCGGAGAGCUGCAUGAGCGGGAGCGCCGGGCGACGUUGUCCUGCUGCACCGGAGGUGCCGUCGUGCUCGGACGG